GAACUUCGGGCUGAAAUGGAAGAAAUGCGUGACAGCUAUUUAGAGGAAGAUGUUUACCAGCUGCAGGAGCUCCGGCGAGAGCUGGACCGGGCAAACAAGAACUGCCGCAUUCUGCAAUAUCGUCUCAGGAAAGCAGAACAGAAAAGCUUGAAAGUUGCACAAACAGGCCAUGUGGAUGGAGAGCUCAUUAGGAGCCUGGAACAAGAUUUAAAGGUAGCCAAAGAUGUUUCUGUCAGACUGCACCAUGAGCUGGAGAGUGUGGAGGAGAAACGAGUUAAAGCAGAAGAUGAAAAUGAAGUCCUUCGUCAGCAAAUCAUUGAGGUGGAAGUAUCCAAGCAGACUCUGCAAAAUGAGCUGGACAAGUUAAAAGAGAGUUCCCUGAAGAGGAGAGGCAGCAGAGAGAUCCACAAAGAAAAAAAGACAUUUACCCAGGAGGACAGUGCUGAUUUGAAGUGCCAGCUCCAGUUUGCCAAAGAGGAGGCAGCGCUGAUGCGUAAGAAGAUGGCCAAACUGGGGAGGGAGAAGGACGAACUGGAGCAGGAGCUCCAGAAAUACAAAUCCAUCUAUGGAGAUGUGGACAGUCCUCUGCCUACUGGGGAAGCAGGGGGCCCACCCAGCACCAGGGAGGCUGAGCUGAAGCUUCGUUUGAAGCUGGUGGAGGAGGAAGCCAACAUACUGGGCAGAAAAAUAGUGGAACUGGAGGUGGAGAACAGGGGGAUUAAAGCUGAGAUGGAGGAUAUGAGGUGCCAGUACGAAAAAGAGUGUCUCAGCAGGGACCACAUUUCAAGCAUUCCUACCUCACCCUACGGAGACUCUGUGGAGUCGGCCACAGAGCUACGCAGGCACCUGCAGUUUGUGGAAGAGGAAGCAGAGCUGCUGAGGAGGUCAAUCUCUGAAAUUGAGGAUCACAACAAGCAGCUAACAAAUGAGCUGAACAAAUUCAAGUUUGAGCCAGGCCAAGAGCCAGGUUGGUUGGAUGAUGCAGCAUCCAAGGGUGGUGGGACCUUGCAAGAGGAGUUGAAGUCGGCCAGGUCACAAAUCAACGAGCUGAGCGGGAAAGUGAUGAAGCUCCAGUAUGAGAACAGGGUCCUGAUGUCCAACGUUCAGCGUUAUGAUCUUGCCUCUCACCUGGGCCUGCGCACUUCCAGCCCCAGGGACAGCGACGCCGACAGUGACGCUGGGAAAAAAGAGAGUGAUAGCGAAGAUGGUCGUCCACCACAGCCAAAGAGAGAGGGGCCCAUUGGGGGCGAGAGCGACUCCGAAGAUAUAUAUGAGAAGACAUCGGGUUUUGGGAGUGGGAAGCCAUCAGAAGUCAGUGACCCAUGCUCCACUGAGCUCAUGAGAGUGAAAGAGGACACUGAGUCAUUAAUUAACAUCAAACGUGAGGCUGAGCGACUCGAAAGGACUGUGGAGCGCCUUAUCACUGAUACAGACAGCUUGAUUUAUGAUGCAAAGGUGCACAUAACCAGCAGCCCAUCCACCGAGCAGGAUUUCAGAAGUGAUGAGGAAAGGGGAGGAGAUAAGCAUGAGCCAGAACUUCUGGACACUGUCAACUCCAGGAUGAAAGCUUUCCGGAAGGAGCUUCAGACCUUCCUGGAAAAAGUUGAUCACAUUGGAGAGGGCCUUAAGGAGCAGAUGGAGGACCUCUCCCCUCUUCCCCAUCUCACAGAGUCUUCCAGUUUCCUAUCCACGAUGACGUCCAUGUCUCGAGACUCUCCCAUUGGUAACCUGGGGAAGGAAUUAAUCACUGACUUCCAGUCCAAACUGAGGGAUCAGAUGGAGUGGCAGCUCAAACAAGACCGUGGAGAGGAGCAAGAGAUUCGCCACCAGCGAGCCACCACCGACCCACACCGCAGAGCUGAUGGAGACAUUAAACUCUACAGGCCAGGAGACAAGGGCUGUUUCAGUCUAGAGCUCAGGGAUUCCCAUGUUUUACCUGUACAGAAUGUAUCGAUACAGGAGCUUCAGGCUCAGCUUGAGCAGGAGACAAGACUUCACCGAGAGGAGCAAGAAAAGUUUACAGAAAGGAUCAUCCAGCUGGAGGAGGAGCAUAUGCAGACCCUGCGGAGAAAAGACUUGGAAGUGCAGAGCUUGACUUUGCAGAACAAACUGGAAGAGAAGACCUGGAGUCAGGAGAAAAAUCUGCUGCAGCAGGAGCUCAGGCAUUUCAAGCAGGACACCUUUCUCCUGUAUGUCAAACUGAAGUGGCUGCUGAAACACUGGCGGCAAGGCAAGCGAAUGGAGGAGGAAGGGGAGGACACAUUAGAGAUCGAGCACCCUGAGGCCCUCCCAGACUUUAGCAUUCAGUCGGAGCAGAGGGCGAACGACGCAGAGCGAGAGGAGGAGGAAGAGGAUGUUGUGUUUGCACUGGCAGAUUUCUCCCAGCAUCCCAACGCUGAGAACACUGAUCAUGGACCACAGCUGCAGACUGCAGAAUUACUGCAGCAGCAGAAGCAGGCAAGCGAGAACCGGAGGCUCCUGAACGCUCUGAAGGGUUUGCUGGAUGAUUUCCGCUCGGAGCUGCGGGACGAGGAGCGGGAGCGCCAGGGGCUCCAGCAGCAGUAUGCCCUGCACAAGGCAGCCUGGGAGGUGGAAAUGACUGAGCUCAAGUGUCGCCUCGAACAGCUGGAAGGGAAGAGGGAGAACACCUCCGGAGAAACAGGUCUCAGUUCAGAUGCAAAGGGAGCUUUUAAAAGGGAAAGAGAGGAGCACAAGAAGCUUCUGGCUGACAGUCACAGUGUGGUGAUGGACCUCCGCUGGCAAAUCCAGCACAGUGAGAAGAACUGGAACCGGGAAAAGGUGGAACUCUUGGACAGGCUUGAUAGGGACCGACAAGAAUGGGACCGUCAAAAGAAGGAGCUGCUCAGGCGGAUAGAGCAGCUUCAGAAAGAAGCAAGCCCACGGAGAGGAGGUGGUUUGAUGUGUGACCAGAACGAGAGCAGCCGUCGGCCGUUCGCACCCCAGGGGAAUCUCCGUGUGCCUCGUUCCAUGGGGUCCAGGUCCUACUCUGACUCUGACACCAUUCAGUUUGACGAGCGGGUGCUGUCCAAGCUGAAGGAGAGUGACCGAUGCAGCGCCACGGAAAACCUCUUUCUGGAAUCACUGUCCCUCGACUCACCAGACGAGCCUGAUGAGCAUCACUCUCGGCAGCUGGAGCGGGACAAGUUCUUGACCGGACUAACAGAAGAGGAAGAAACACACAAAGGAAAUCUUCAAAGGGCAAUGUCCGUUUCUUCCAUGUCCGAAUUUCAGCGCCUGAUGGAUAUUUCUCCAUUUCUACCAGAAAAAAAUUUGCCUUCAUCUGGCAGCAAAGAUGAUAUAACCCCUCCUUUAUCUCCUGAUGAUCUGAAAUACAUCGAGGAGUUCAACAAAAACUGGGAUUACAGUAACACUAGGAACCAUGGUGGGCCAACUGAGAAGCCUGCAGAGGGCUGGGCAGAAAGGACAGAAAUUGGAAAAGCUGGGAAUGAUACUUCUUCAGAUCCGUUCCAGGCAUCCUCAUGGUACCUCACCACCAGUGUCACUAUGACCACCAACACCAUGACCAGCCCAGAGCACUGCCAGAAGCAGCCAAUGAGGAGUCACAGUGUAACUGACAAAAUGGGAGUUCGGGUAUUCCACAGCCCACCAGUUGUCCGUAGGUUUGAUAACUCAGUGAUAGCUGGCAGUGAAGGGAAAAGCCAGGCUGAGCCAGACUUCCUGUUUUCUGUGACCAAAGCUAUGGGGAACGUCACUGAGACAAAAGGUGCUUCCUCAGAUAUGUUUGGAAGGUGGUCUUGUGACCUGGCCAAACAUCAUAAAGAUUUUCUGGAGAACGGUCUUCAUCCCAUUGAACGUCCUAUUUGCACUACUGUGGGUUUUGCCUCACCCUUGCACAGCUUGGAGAUGUCCAAGAACAUGAGUGAUGACAUGAAGGAGGUCGCUUUCUCUGUCCGGAACGCAAUACGCUCCAAUUCCACAGAGCCUCAGUUUAAGGACAUGGCGUGCCAAACCAACGGCGUGAGAACGACAGGGACACAGACCACCCAGACCAUCAGUGUCGGCUUGCAGACAGAAACCCUGCGCAGUAUCACCAGCAGUCCACACAAGUGUCUGACACCAAAGGGGGGGUCCACGCCUGUCUCUUCGCCAUCCAGAAGCCUAAGAAGCAGGCAGGUGACCCCCGUCAUUGAAAAGGUCCAGGCUAAGUUUGAACGCACAUGCUGCUCCCCCAAAUACGGCUCUCCAAAGCUGCAAAGAAAAGUCCUUCCCAAAUCAGACCAGCCGAAUAACCGGACUUUGCCUGGCACACCUCAGAAAGGAUUCAGCGAGUCUGCUUGGGCUCGAUCAACUACCACAAGGGAGAGUCCUGUCCACACCACUAUCAAUGAUGGCCUGUCCAGUUUGUUCAACAUCAUUGAUCAUAGCCCCAUCUUUCAUGAGACCUUCCAAAAAUGCCCCAGAUCUGGCAGCCGGUCCAGGUCAGCAGAACCCAGACCAGAACUGGGCACAUUGCAGGAGCCAUGUACAAAUGCCCGUGGCAGAUCACCCAGUCCUCUCCGGCUGGGGACAGAGACACAAAAGGAAGAAGGAACUGAGGUGACAAGUAUUAGGCAGGACUUAUCUGCUCCUCCAGGGUACACGCUCACAGAAAAUGCUGCCAGGAUCUUGAAUAAGAAACUUUUGGAGCAUGCCUUAAAGGAAGAGAGAAGGCUAUCUUCACACAGCCCACCAAAUCUUAGCAAUGACAACAGCACAGGAGAAAUUGUCAAAGUAGAUCCAGGGUCCAUAGAGAACCAAACUGUCUUAUUAACUGCCCCCUGGGGACUCUAACCCUGCCUGCCUCACUGCUGUAAGUCCUUUCUACCUUGUUUCCAGAGCUUUCCAAAAGCAGUCAUUCUAGAACAUGUGGGUUAACAGAGGGAAAUAAAUGACCACAAGUCCAGAGGUAUUGGCAUGCACCUGAUAUCCCUGUGGGGUCCUUUAUAUGUCACAGCCAGAAAGAGUACAGGAUAGGAGCUCAUCUGCCGUGUCCUGCAGCAGCACAGGCUGUGAAGAGGUCAGAGGUCACACUUAGGGUUUUUUGCUAAGCUUUUAAAAAUUGGCAAAAUUUAAGACUGACACAAAGAUAUGCAAAAAUGCUGGGGAGGGAUUCAGAUUUAUGAUAAACAUUUUUUUCAUUUCUUUUAACUUUUUUUUUUUUUUUGACAAAUGCACGGCACUGUGCAGGGCUUCUGGCUGCCCCAGAGCACCUUCCCUCCAGCUCUGGCUACAGCAGCAGGUGGAAAGGGCUGGGAAGGGAGCUUCAGCACCAGCCUCUGCCUAAAGGCUGAAGUCACCUCUGCUCAUUAAGCAAUUCUGGGUUCAGUUCUGUCCAGUGGCUGUGGUUGCCACAAUAGAGGGAAGACACUGUGAAGACAUAAGCUGUGACCAUCCAUUCUGCCUCAGAGGAAGAGAAAACUGUUUCCUUUCUUUAUUAAUAUAGCCAUAGCCAUGGUGGCUGACAGGCUGUUUUAGGAAAUAGCUAGGAACUGAAGCUGAAAUCAUCUUUCCCAUUUUCAGUGUUCAGGCUAAGAAGUGCUGCCUGUCCACCCACACCCCUGGGCAACUACCAGACUAAAUUACCCACAGGUUAUUUAUUUAAAACAAACAAACAAACAAAAAAAAGAAAAAAACCCAACAUUUCUAGCUAUGACAUCUACAUAAAUUAAGGGAGGAGGGUUUUUCACAAAUCAUUCUGCAGUUUCCUUGUCAUGGCUGGGUUUCCAUCCUGCAGGUGAGGGUGACUGACUCAGCAGCCAGCGCUUUAUAAGAUUAUGUUGCCAGUCACUUUUGGCCCUGGAGCAAUAUCUAUCACCAGCACAGCUUUGUGUGGUGCUGGGCAUGUGUACAUCACAGAUAAGAUGAGCUUAACUCUGCUGUUUGGUAAAAGCUGACCAACAUCUGCAGGCAUGCUGGGGAGAGGCUUUUGAACUGGGAUGCAGCAGUGAAAAUAAAUUUUGUUAUCGCUGUGCUAACUCUGAUUUACUACUCUGAAACUAGAAUAAAGCAGGCAGGAGCAAUCAGCACUAUAAAGAUAUCAUUUUAAGCCUCCUUUUUGAAAGAGGCUAAGACAAAGCCCACAAAUCUCAUAGCCUCAAUUCACUGUGCUGUGCUGCCCAUGACUGUUGCUGCACAGAUGGAUUUCUCUUAACAAAUCUGAGUCUAGUGGCAGCUUUCACAGACCAUAUGCUGCCCCAGGCACAAUGAGAUAAGGUGAAGUAAGGACACGCAGUCAAUCUUUUUAUUAUCACCAAUUUAUACUUCAGCCUUACUUCUGUUUUAGCAAGGGUUGUGAAUUUUAU
Molecule: messenger RNA, 6323 nt
Organism: Cinclus cinclus
Lineage: Eukaryota; Metazoa; Chordata; Aves; Passeriformes; Cinclidae
Gene: MTCL1
Product: microtubule crosslinking factor 1
Exons: 14
Coding region: 16-4812 (1598 amino acids)
Biological process (GO): microtubule bundle formation; regulation of autophagy; establishment or maintenance of epithelial cell apical/basal polarity
Cellular component (GO): microtubule bundle; spindle pole; apicolateral plasma membrane
Molecular function (GO): microtubule binding
Source: RefSeq, a predicted model, not a curated record